Molecule: messenger RNA, 1193 nt
Organism: Copidosoma floridanum
Lineage: Eukaryota; Metazoa; Arthropoda; Insecta; Hymenoptera; Encyrtidae
Product: mitochondrial potassium channel
Source: RefSeq, a predicted model, not a curated record
CUAUGACACAUUUUAUACUGUUAUUAGACCAUUAGGUUGAACUAUUUUAAACUUAAAAAUGAUGUGAUUCUACACUCACUACAUGUGUGACUUGGUGCUUAUGUAGUCCAUCAAUGUUAGAUGGCAGGAAAUUCCAGAAGGGUCUUUAAAUCUUUAAAGGAUCAAAUGCAUAAAUCAUCUUUACUGCAUGAUGCAACUACUGCAAUUGGAAAUGCAACUGAAAGGGCUCAAGAGAGGAUGACUCAUCUUCAAAAUGUAGUCGCUAAUAUGUAUGAAAACGCUUUUCAGCAAGUCAAAAGCUCUGCCAUCGCUAAAGAUUUGAAUAACUCUACCUUACAACAUCCUCCUUUGCCCAAGUACCUUGUUAAUUAUUGGCAAUGGUACCAGCAGCUGACAGGGAUGGACAAAGUCGAAAUUGCCAAAGAGCAAGUUAUAACUUUUCAAGAGAGAUUAUUCAAGUGCCAAGAUCAAAGGAGACUUUUGACACACCAAGCUAAUUCCAUUAGUGAAAAGUUGAAGGAAAUAUACAGCGAGCUUAUACAAACGAAACGUGAUGAUUCCAAAUAUGUCCAACUAACUAUCUUAGAAAACAAGUGUUUGCAAGGUGAGAUUCGAAUAAGAGAUCAGUUGCAGUUAUUGGAAAAUGAAGAACGUGAUCAUUUCACGCAAUUGACAACAGCGAUCAAGGAGUACCACGAUAGUCAAGCAAUGAAUGCCCAAAAAUAUAAAUACCUCUCAAUUUUAGCGUCAGCAUUUUUAGCAAUAGUUUCUUUGACUGGCUCCAUGUUUUACAACAAUAAAAGAAUAGCAGAUGUCAGAAAUGUUAUUUCUAGAUCACAAGUCUCCAUAGAAAGAAACUUGGAUGAAAAAUUUUCAGAAAUCAUUAACAGGAUCAAUAUCCAAGAAAAUACUAUAAAAGUAGCACUUGAUGUCAAAAAAGUAGAGACAGUUGACACUUUGCAAGAAAAUGUAUGGGACAAGAAUGAGAGUGUAGGAGAUCAUUUACCACAAGAAAUAGACAAAGUGAAGCAAACUGUGUACUAUUUUGGAAUUGCAGUUUGUGCACUGUAUUUUCUACAAGUUUUGAGAAGCUAGAAUUACAAGCCACUUUUGGUAAAAUAAAAAAAAAAAAUUUGGCGUAGUUUUUAAUUAAUUAUGUAUUAUGUGUUUCUACUCUCAUUUUUAAAGGUUUA